Messenger RNA from Danio aesculapii, 961 nucleotides. Its product is annotated as E3 ubiquitin-protein ligase RNF152. Gene Ontology annotation, biological process: protein ubiquitination. Gene Ontology annotation, molecular function: ubiquitin protein ligase activity. The coding region runs from base 1 to 939 and encodes 312 amino acids. The transcript is spliced from 2 exons. The record is from RefSeq and is a predicted model, not a curated record. Lineage: Eukaryota; Metazoa; Chordata; Actinopteri; Cypriniformes; Danionidae.
AUGGACGAGAGCACAAUGAAUGAACCAGAAAUAGUGAGCAAACCCAUCUGUUUCUGGGCUAUUAGUUUCCAUGACAACAUCAUGAGCCAGUCGAAAUGCCAAACAGAAGAAAGGGCGUCUAUCGUGACUGGUCCAUUGUGUGGAGGAUGUGAGUCCGCGCGGGAUGCCAUGGCAGCGGUGGAUGCAGCAGCGAGCGGGCCAGAGCCGCCCGGUCUCCCGGUACCCAAGGCGUUUGGCUACGAGGAGUACGAGUGCAAAAUUUGCUACAACUACUUCGACCUCGGCCGACGUGCUCCUAAAAUCUUGGAGUGCCUCCACACGUUUUGCGAGGAGUGUCUGCACGCGCUGCAACUGUGCGAGGAGCGGCCGUGGCGCAUCAGCUGUCCCGUGUGCCGCCACCGCACGCCCGUUCCGGACUACCGGAUUCAAAACCUGCCCAACAACACCAAGGUCACCGAGGAUUUCCCCCUGUAUAUUGAUUCAGAUCCAGUGCCUCAAGAUGCCCUGCCGCCACACCCGCCUCCGCUUCACCCGGCGCUCAUCGCGCUCCGGCGGGAGGAGGACGCGUCCGCGGCGUCUAUGGCGGGUCACGCGACGCCUUCCACCACUACAGUGUCCACCGCCACCACGCUGUCCCAAGACUCGGUUUCUCGUUACGAGAGCUGCCAUAAUUGCCGACGGCUCGCGCUGACCACCGGGUGCGUGUGCGUGAUCUUCUCGUUACUGUCCAUGCUGGUGUUGCUCUUCCUGGGCCUCAUUUUCGUGCACAGCCACGGCGGGCCGCCCUCACCCGCGGGACCCCUCUGUCUGUCGGUGGCCAGCAUCCUCGCCAUGCUAUCGGCGAUGGUCACCUGGCUGCUCUACUGGCUUAAAGACCGACCGGAGCACGACACGGGCCGCUCCUCGGCCACCACUAAUGCCAGCCGGAGAAACGCGUGACUGGGCAUCAGGAUCGUAUGAC